This is a messenger RNA of Vespula vulgaris, 7670 nucleotides long. Its product is annotated as fatty acid synthase-like. Gene Ontology annotation, biological process: fatty acid biosynthetic process. Gene Ontology annotation, molecular function: fatty acid synthase activity; 3-oxoacyl-[acyl-carrier-protein] synthase activity; oxidoreductase activity. The record is from RefSeq and is a predicted model, not a curated record. The coding region runs from base 51 to 7226 and encodes 2391 amino acids. The transcript has 19 exons. Lineage: Eukaryota; Metazoa; Arthropoda; Insecta; Hymenoptera; Vespidae.
UUAUAUCUGAUUACUAUAUUACAUAGAAAAUCGAGAUAUAUUAAAAUAUCAUGACAGGGUACCAAGACAACAAAAAAUCGUACAAAUUCCUCAAAUAUGCCAAUCCAGAACCAGGCGAAGAAGUUGUUAUUUCGGGAUUAGCGGGUAGAUUUCCAGAAUCCCAAAAUAUGAAGGAAUUGAAAAAUAAUAUUUUUAACUGCAAAGAUUGUAUCACCGAAAACGAACGCCAUUGGAAACUAGGUAAUUCAGAAAUUCCAAAGCAUUUUGGCAGAAUUCAAAAUAUUGAGAAAUUCGAUGCGUCCUUUUUUGGAAUACAUUUUAACCAAGCUCAUUUGAUGGAUCCUAUGAGCAGAAUGAUGUUGGAACAUGCUUACGAAGCUAUAAUAGAUGCUGGGAUUAAUCCAGAUGAUAUUCGUGGAACAAGGACAGGUGUAUUCGUAAAUUCAUGUUUCUCUGAUUCCGAACCAACUUUGCUUCACAGCAAACUUCAGGCAGAUGUUUUCGGUAUCACGAACUGUAGCAGAGAUAUGAUGGCUCAAAAUAUUUCGUAUUGGUUGGGUGUAACAGGUCCAUCAUAUAACGUUGAUACAGGGUGUAGUUCUACUCUUUAUGCGAUGGAUCAAGCUUACAGGUUUAUACGUAGUGGAGACUGCGAUUAUGCAAUCGUCAGUGGAUCGAAUCUUUGCCUACACCCAUAUACGUCUCUACAUUUUGUUCGUUUAGGGGUGUUGAAUCAAGAUGGUCGCUGCAAAGUUUUCGACGAAGGUGCAAAUGGUUACACGCGUAGUGAAUGUGUCUCUGUAGCAUUUUUGCAAAAAGCAAAAACUGCUAAGAGAAUCUAUGCUACGAUUAUUCAUGCGAAAACGAAUUGUGAUGGUUACAAAAAAGAAGGAAUAGCGUUUCCAUCUAAAGAAAUGCAAAGUACUCUUCUCAAAAAAUUCUACAAAGAAUGCGGUAUAUCAACAGCUUGUAUUCCUUACAUUGAAGCACAUGGUACUGGAACGAAAGUCGGAGAUCCUGAAGAACUAAAUUCCAUAGAUCAGAUAUUCACUAAAGAUAGAACUAAUCCUCUUAAAGUUGGUUCCGUAAAAUCGAACAUCGGACAUACAGAAGGAGUUAGUGGAAUUUGUUCCAUUGCUAAGGCGAUAUUAUCGAUGGAAUCUGGCAUAAUACCACCAAAUAUUAACUUCAACAGGCCACGAAAAGAUGCGAAAGGCCUUAUAGAAGGACGAAUCGAUGUUGUUACACAACAUACUCCCUUAGAUGGUGAAUACAUAGCCAUUAAUUCUUUCGGCUUCGGUGGUGCUAAUGCUCACGUUUUACUUAAGUCAAAUCCGAAAAUAAGGAUCAACAAAGAAUUACCAGAUGAUGAUUUACCUAGACUCAUUGCUGUAUCAGGACGUACUGCAGAGGCAGUAGAAACAAUAUUAAAUGAGAUCGAUAACCGAUCGAUAGACAUUGAAUUUAUUCGCCUUCUUCACGACAUUCAUCAUAAAGCAAUACCAGAUCACUUAUAUCGAGGAUACGUGAUAACCGACAUACAACAAUUUGACAUGAAAGUAAGGGAGAUCGAAUGCUUUUCUGGUACGAAGAAACCAAUAUGUUUCGUCUUCUCUGGAAUGAACUCGCAAUGGUCCGGAAUAUGUAAAGAUUUGAUGAAAUUUCCAACAUUUGCUAAAGUAAUAGAGAAAUGCGACGCUGUGUUAAAACCACGCAAACUCCAUAUUCAUGAAAUUUUAACUAGGACGGACAAUAACAUAUUAGAUAAAAACUUGCAUUCCCUCGUCGGUAUUGCUGCGGUUCAGAUCGGCUUGGUGGAGCUUUUAACGUCAGUAGGAAUACUACCGGACUAUAUAAUUGGAUAUUCUGUGGGUGAACUUGGUUGCGCAUACGUUGACAAAUGUCUGACAUUGGAAGAAACGAUAUUGGCAGCGUAUUCGCAAGGAAUAUCCGUAAUAGAAGCAAAAAUACCUCAUUGUUCUUUGGCCGUAGUAGGGCUUGGUUAUAAAGAUAUAAAAAAUUUAUGUACUAAUGAUAUCGACUUCGUGUGUCACAACGGACCCAAAUGUUCAACAAUUACCGGACCAGCAGAAUCAAUAAAAAGAUUUGUUGAAAAGCUACAAGCAAAGGAAAUUUUUGCAAAAGUGGUGUCGGAGAAAAGAAUACCGUACCACAGCUGCUAUAUGGCACCAGCUAAAAGCAAUCUUUUGACAAAUUUAAAAAAAGUGAUACCCGUAGCAAAACGUAGAAGUUAUAAGUGGUUGAGUACAUCGGUCCCACGGAACGAAUGGUCGACUUUAAGUGCACAAUUCUCAUCGGCCGAGUAUCUUACUAAUAAUUUGUUGAAACCUGUACUAUUUGCAGAAACGUCGAAUUUAAUUCCUAACAAUGCCGUUACCAUUGAAAUCACGCCAGACAGCCACCUACAAGAAAUGAUAAGCAAACCAUUGCAAGAAACGAUUAUGAAUAUUGCAUUAACACAGAAAGACCACAAAGAUAAUGUAAAAGUUUUCCUACAAGGAUUAGGGAAACUGUACAAUGUCGGCUUUCAGCUUGAUCUUGCUAAACUAUACUCCCCUGUAGAAUAUCCUGUAAGUCGAGGCACUCCAAUGAUAUCCCCUCUUAUUCGGUGGGAACAUUCCAACGACUGGUUCACAAUGAAUUUUUAUAGACAGGAACAAAUUGCUUCGGGAGAACGAAUUAUUUCAAUAUCGCACAACACUGAAGAAUACAAGUACAUAAAGGGUCAUGUGAUUGAUGGUAGAAAUUUGUAUCCUGGAGCAGGAUAUUUAUGCUUGGUGUGGGAAACAUUGGGAACGCUAAUAGAAAAGUUCUAUACAGAAAUGUUCGUCGUCAUGGAAAAUAUAAAAUUUAAUCGAGCCACAGCUAUACCCAAAGAGGGCAAAGUGGAAAUGGUUGUCAUGAUUCAGAAAGGUAGUGGUAAAUUCGAAGUGGUCGAGGGAAGUACUGUUAUUGUUACUGGAACAAUUCGUAAUAUGGAAUCGAACAUAUCCAAGGAGAAAGUACCCGCUGAUAUAAUCAAGAGAAAUCUUAAUAAUGAAGAAGAAGAAUUAAAUGAGAAGGAUAUCUAUAAAGAGUUGAAGUUACGUGGUUACCAAUAUAGCGGUCUCUUCAGAAGCAUACGCAGUGCGUCUGUUUCGGGAAGAAAAGGACACAUCGAAUGGAAAAAUAAUUGGGUAGCGUUUAUGGACAACAUGUUGCAGAUGAAAAUCAUUAAUGUAGAUACUAGAGAUUUAUUGGUGCCGACUGGAAUUCAAAAAUUAGUAAUAGACGCUAAAGCUCAUAAAGAGUUUAUUCAAAGUUUGACUACUAAUGAAAAAUAUGUACCAGUACAAUUUUACGACAACAUUGAUGUCAUUGUCGCGGGGGGUGUGGAAAUACAUAAAGUUAGUGCUACUGCGAUUGCACGAAAAAGACCUGUCAGUGAUCCCAUUAUCGAAGAGUAUAAAUUCACUGCUUAUCGUGACAGAAUGGAAACAUCAUUACGAGAAAUAUUAACGUUAUCCGUAGAUAUUACUCUUAAGAAUAUAACAAUGAACAAGGUGAAGACAAUUGAACUCGUUCAAGAUAAGGAUAAUAUCUUAGCAGAGAAACUCGCUUCCCCGCUGGUUUUGGACAUUUUGAACAAAUUGCCUUUGGUGCAAGCCAAUGUUAAUGUAUUCACAUCGGGAGGAAAACUGGACAAUAUUCCUGAAGAUGUCAUAGUUUCAGAAUUAAAUAUGAUUGAAACGGGUGAAAUCGCGUCAUUGGCCAUUGGAUAUGAUUUGUUAACGAAUGGAGAAAGGGACGAUUUGAAGAAACUUCUAAAAUCUACAAAAGACGGAGGUUUCAUUUUAUCUCGUGAAAAAAGGAAUACAACAUUGAACUUAUCAACUUUACAGGAGUUUCGAUUACGUAUAGUUUUAGAAAAACGUACUUCUGAGGAAUUUUGGAUACUGUUAAGAAAGACGAAUAAACUUGCAGAAAAUACCAUCAUUAUUCACGUUAAAAGUAAUGAAUUUGACUGGUUGCAUAAAGUGCAACCUAUACUUGCUAAGAAUGAAGAGCGAAACAUCCAGAACACAAGAAUCAUACUUGUUGAAGAAGGAAACUUUGAAUCCGGUCUCUUAGGAUUCAUUAAUUGUUUACAGAAAGAACCUGGUGGGAAUAUCUUUCGAGCUGUUUUAAUUCAAGAUCUUAAAGCCCCGAAAUUUUCUCUGAAAAUACCAUUUUACUCCGAACAACUCAAAACGGAUCUCGUUACUAAUGUUCUACGUCCAGGGAACGUUUGGGGAUCAUAUAUGCAUCAGCUACUUCCAUCUCGGCAGCCCAAGCUUAGCUAUCAUGCCAUUAUUAAUCAACCGGUACGUGGAGAUUUAAGAACAAUUCAUUGGGUUGAAGGGCCUAUUACAAAGGAUUAUCAAAAUGAAGAUCUUGUUAGUAUUCAUUAUGCAUCAUUGAAUUUUAAAGACGUGAUGUGGUCAACGGGUAAAAUAUCACUCGAAAUACAUAGAAAAGAUAUAGAUUACGUAAUUGGAUUUGAGUACAGUGGAAAAAGUAUUAGUGGACGUAGAGUAAUGGGAGUUAAUCAGAAUAGAUGUUUAUCAAAUUUUUGUCAAUUGGACAAAACUUUUUCUUGGACUGUACCAGAAAGUUGGACUUUAGAAGAUGCAGCAACAGUACCUAGUGUAUAUUGCACAUGCAUAGGUGCACUUUACAUAAACGGAGACAUGCAGAAGGGUGACAGGAUUCUUAUCCAUGCUGGUUCUGGUGGAAUCGGUCAAGCCGCCAUUAACUUAGCCCUUCGUGAAGGCUGUGAAGUAUUUACUACGGUCGGUACACCAGAAAAACGUGAAUUCAUUAAAAAAACAUUCCCUAGUAUAGAUGAUAAUCACAUUGGAAAUUCGCGAGAUACUAGUUUUGAAAAAAUGAUUUUGCAAGGAACGAAUGGUGCAGGUGUAGACAUUGUUCUAAAUUCUUUAGCAGAAGAUAAAUUUCAAACGUCGCUGCGUUGUUUGUCCAAUAAAGGAAGAUUUUUAGAAAUUGGAAAGUUCGACUUAACAGCAAAUCAUCAAUUGAGCUUCAAAAUCUUCAUGAAGGGCAUCAGUUUUCAUGGUGUAAUGUUAGAUCAAAUUAUGAAUACAAAUGACGAAGUCAAAAAAGAAAUUUGUUCAAUAUUCAACAAACUUUUGAAGGAAAAUGCGAUCAAACCGAUAAUUAGAACAGUCUUCGGCCAAGAUCAAGUAGAGACUGCAAUUAGAUUCAUGGCAGCCGGAAAGCAUAUAGGAAAAGUACUGAUUAAGAUCCGGGAAGAAAAUGAACCACUAAAUAAACCCAUUUUGGCUGAACCUUCUUAUAUUUGUAGUCCGAACAAAAGUUAUAUAGUUCUUGGUGGUUUGGGUGGAUUUGGCUUGGAACUAAUCGAUUGGUUGAUUUUAAGAAAUGCUCAGAAUAUUGUCAUUACUUCACGUAAUGGCAUAAAGUAUGGUUAUCAACACAUGAGAAUCAAAUUGUGGAAAUCAUACGGUGUGAAUAUCAAGAUCCUGGUAGGUCUAGAUGCGGCUGAUCGCGAUGCCAGUGAACUAAUUGUGAAAACAGCUAUUGACCAGGGUCCAGUCGAUGGUAUAUUCAAUCUCGCGGUAUCUUUGAAAGACGGUUUUUGUAGAAAUCAAACACCAGAGACUUUUGAGGAAUCUUUCAAAGGAAAAGCAUGGGCAACAAAAUGUUUGGACGAGGUGACCAGAAAACUUUGUCCAGAUCUUCGUCACUUCGUUGUUUUCUCUUCAGUGGCAUGCGGAAGAGGGAAUGCUGGACAAACUAAUUACGGUAUGGCUAAUUCCAUUAUGGAAAGAAUAUGUGAAAAGAGAGUAGAAGAAGGUUUGCCAGGAUUAGCUAUACAAUGGGGAGCGAUUGGAGAUGUUGGUUUGGUUAUUGAAAUGCAAAAUGAAGAUAAAGAACUUGUUAUCGGUGGUACCCUAGUGCAAAGAAUAUCCUCAUGUUUACAAGAACUUAAUGGGUUUUUGGUACAGGAUAAAGCUGUGGUUUCUAGUAUGAUAGUUGCUGAAAAACGAAAGAAAAGCGAUAUGAAUAAUGUUGUAAACGCUGUCUUAAAUAUUUUGUGUAUUAAUAAUUUGAACAGCAUUAAUCCACGUAUUCCCUUGCCUGAACUGGGAAUGGAUUCCAUGUCUGCUGUAGAAAUAAAACAGACAUUGGAACGUGAAUAUGAAAUAUAUCUUACUGCGUCAGACAUUCGGAACUUAAAUUUCGCAAAACUUAUAGAAAUGGAUAAGAAAUCGACCAAUACUUGUAAUCAUAAUGAAAACGAAGCAAAUCAAAUAUUAACCAUUACAAGUUUAUCGAGGCCAUUCUAUGAUGAAAUACUUGCUACCGAAAUAGUUAUACCACUUAAAACCAAACCGGUGGAGGGUCGGGAUGAGAUAUUCUUUCUUCCAGGAAUCGAAGGCUAUGCUGACAUUUUCAAAACAUUAGAAUCAAGAAUUAAAUCACCUGCGACAUGUUUUCAAUUCGAAACGAAUUACGAGUUAAAAACUAUUGAAGCUAUGGCCAAUUCCAUUCUACCGCACAUAUUGGAUAAACUGAAAGGUCGAAGUGAUUUUUUUUUAAUAGGAUAUUCAUUUGGAUCGGUUCUAGCCAUAGAACUAACGCGAAAAUUAGAAGCCAAAGGAUUUAUUGGCCGGUUAAUAUUGAUAGAUGGUGCUCCUCAGCAUCUGAAAAUAUUUAUACAGGAAAACUUGCGUUCGUCGUCGCAGGAAGAACUAGAAAACAAUAUUUUGCUCGAUAUAAUGAAUGCACACAUUAAUGUCAAAGCUGUAGAGCUUGAACAUGAAUUAAAAAAAUGCAAUUCGUGGGAUGAGAAAAUAAAUACAUUUCUUAAUGUUCUAUCUCCCGAACACAAAGAAUUAUUUUUGAAAGCAGAUCGAAGAAAUGCUAUUCUCUCACUUUUUGUGAGAUUGCAAGCAAUUACAACUUAUAAUCCAGAACCAAUGCCAUAUCUAAGAGCACCAAUCACAUUGUUCAAGCCGCUGUUUCCAUCUGUAUUAAAUGCUACGUAUGAUUAUGGACUACAGAAUGUAACUGAAGGCAAAGUAGAUGUUCACAUUGUUGAAGGUAAUCAUAUCACGAUGUUAUGUGCCACGGAAAUUUCAAUGGCUAUUAAUGGUGAACUAUUUGAGUAUGCUGCAACAUUUACAGAAAACGUAAUUUAAGAAAACGAAUAGAGCGUUUAUGAUAUAUUUGUAUGUUGUGAUUUUCCGAAAUAAAUAUGGAAUAUCAAAUUUUUCUAUCAAUUUCCUUUGUAUUUUAUAAAAAAGAGCAUACAAGGAAAGUAUGUUUUUCGCUUCUGAUAAAUAUUUGGAAAGUAUAGCAGAUAAUUGGAUAAUAUCUGUUGUUAUAUAUAUUAUAUCCGCUAUUAUAAUCAUCUGUUCUUAUGCACUGAAUAAUCUAAAUUUACGAGCUCUACUUUUAAUUGAUUUAGAUUCAACAAUUAAGAACAAUUUAUAAAGAGAAAUCAAGGCUUAUUUUAAUAAUCAAAUAGCUUUACGUAAUGUAUACAAGUAACUUGACCAUACAGGUCUCAAUCUGUACCAAUUUCAAGCGAUCCAUAUCAUAGAUGGAUCAGGGUUUCUUAAUAAAUUAACAUGUUUCGAGGA